AUGUCAAAAAGUGGCCCUGAAUUUUCCUCCUCCUUCCACUUUGUAUUAGUGCAGCGGGUCAUUCCUCCAAAUAUCACACUGUAUCCUCUCUGGGAGGAACUGGAGGUAGGAUCGAAGGUGGGAAUCCUCUGCAUCCUGAGUGGGUUCUACCCUGACAAGCUGAGUGUGGAGUGGCUGCUGGAUGACAAGACUGUGACCACAUCUCCAGUCCAGCGGAAGCUGCAGAGUGUAGAAGGUGAGGAGAACACAUUCAGCCUGAACAGCCAGCUGGAGCUGGACCGGAGCCAAUGGACUCAAGGGUCAGAGGUCACAUGCAAGGCCAUCCACAAUGCAGCACAAGGACCACCUACAGGAACACCAGUCUCCAGGACCACCAGUAUUUGCUCAGCUUUUCCCUCGUCUACUCCAUCCAUCCACCUGGAGACCCCCAGAUUCAGGACAGUGAUGGCACAGACUGAGGUAACAGCUACAUGUGUGGUCCACUCUGCAUAUGACGCCAAAGUGUCCUGGCUUCUGGAUGGAAAAGACCCAACCAGUAGGACCCCAGUGAACCAGGCCAGCAGCACAACUCAGAGCAUCAGCAGUAACCUGACUCUUCCCUCAAGCCAAUGGAAAACCCUGAACACAAUAACAUGCAGAGCUGAACAUCGCUGCUUCAACUCCACAGAGAAGACCAGUAAUGUUAAAGGACCUGCAGUGAGCAGCACUGCCACAGUGCUGAUCAGGAGGUCUCUCCCAGAGUUACUGAAGGGAAACAGUGCUGUGCUGGAGUGUGCCAUCACACAACUCUCCUCCAGUGACCUAUACGUCACCUUUCAGGCAAAUGGGGUUGAUUUCCCUGAGAAACAGUAUGUGGAUCUGCCUGCCUCCAAAGGCCCCCAUUCACUCACCAGACAGUUCUCUAUCCCCAAAUCACACUGGAAGACAGACAACACUUUCACCUGUAAAGUUAACCAAGGUUUCUCCAACAGCUUGGUGUCUAGCUCCAACGUCAAGAUUUUUGGUGAACUGUCCAUGGAACUCCUUCUAGUCCCCAGUGAGGAGCUGUCUGGCUCAGGGACCCAGAAACUCAUGUGUUCUGGGUGGGGCUUCAACCCUAAGAUCAAGUGGCUCUCUGGGUCUGAACAGAGGUCUGCAACGGACAAUGAGAUAAGGAUGGGGGAAGACGGACAUGUGGCACUAACCAGUCAUAUCACAGUAACACAGCAGGAGUGGAAUGAGGGAAAGGACUUCAUCUGUGAGGUAGAUGACAAAGAUCUUCAGAAAACUGUCAGGAAGAGCACCAGUUUAUGCACAGCUUUUCCCUCGUCUACUCCAUACCUCCACCUGGAGACCCCCAGAUUCAGGACAGUGAUGGCACAGACUGAGGUAACAGCUACAUGUGUGGUCCACUCUGCAUAUGACGCCAAAGUGUCCUGGCUUCUGGAUGGAAAAGACCCAUCCAGUAGGACCCCAGUGAACCAGGCCAGCAGCACAACUCAGAGCAUCAGCAGUAACCUGACUCUUCCCUCAAGCCAAUGGAAAACCCUGAACACAAUAACAUGCAGAGCUGAACAUCGCUGCUUCAACUCCACAGAGAAGACGAGUAAUGUUAAAGGACCUGCAGUGAGCAGCACUGCCACAGUGCUGAUCAGGAGGUCUCUCCCAGAGUUACUGAAGGGAAACAGUGCUGUGCUGGAGUGUGCCAUCACACAACUCUCCUCCAGUGACCUAUACGUCACCUUUCAGGCAAAUGGGGUUGAUUUCCCUGAGAAACAGUAUGUGGAUCUGCCUGCCUCCAAAGGCCCCCAUUCACUCACCAGACAGUUCUCUAUCCCCAAAUCACACUGGAAGACAGACAACACUUUCACCUGUAAAGUUAACCAAGGUUUCUCCAACAGCUUGGUGUCUAGCUCCAACGUCAAGAUUUUUGGUGAACUGUCCAUGGAACUCCUUCUAGUCCCCAGUGAGGAGCUGUCUGGCUCAGGGACCCAGAAACUCAUGUGUUCUGGGUGGGGCUUCAACCCUAAGAUCAAGUGGCUCUCUGGGUCUGAACAGAGGUCUGCAACGGACAAUGAGAUAAGGAUGGGGGAAGACGGACAUGUGGCACUAACCAGUCAUAUCACAGUAACACAGCAGGAGUGGAAUGAGGGAAAGGACUUCAUCUGUGAGGUAGAUGACAAAGAUCUUCAGAAAACUGUCAGGAAGAGCACCAGUUUAUGCACAGCUUUUCCCUCGUCUACUCCAUACCUCCACCUGGAGACCCCCAGAUUCAGGACAGUGAUGGCACAGACUGAGGUAACAGCUACAUGUGUGGUCCACUCUGCAUAUGACGCCAAAGUGUCCUGGCUUCUGGAUGGAAAAGACCCAACCAGUAGGACCCCAGUGAACCAGGCCAGCAGCACAACUCAGAGCAUCAGCAGUAACCUGACUCUUCCCUCAAGCCAAUGGAAAACCCUGAACACAAUAACAUGCAGAGCUGAACAUCGCUGCUUCAACUCCACAGAGAAGACGAGUAAUGUUAAAGGCUCAGUGACCCCCUCUGCACCAACAGCAACCCUGCUCCAGGAUCCCAGUGAGCUCGUCUGCCUGGUGCUUGGCUUCAGCCCUUCAGACAUCAACAUCACCUGGCUGCUGGACAACGUGACAGAGCUGUGGAACAACAACACUAGCACCCCCUACAGGGCACCAGGGGGAAAGUUUGGCAUUAGGAGCCACUUGAGCCUGGCACACCAGGAUUGGACACCGGGGGCUGUUUACACCUGCAGGGUGACCCACACCAGCCAGACUCUGGCAAAGAAAAUAUCCAAAACAGAGAUCCUUGAGGUGGAGGGUGUGUUCUUUGACGAGAACAGGUCUGAUCCCAUUCUGGCGGACACUGCAGAGGAGAACUGGAACAUGGCCUGCAUCUUUCUGGUCCUCUUCCUCAUCUCCCUCCUCUACAGCUUCAUAGUCACUCUGGUCAAGACAAAAUGAUGACUUCAGGACACUUCCAUAUGAUGGAUCCCUAGGAGUUCAACUGGAAAUGAAACCAUUUAUUUCAACCUUUUCUUAUCAAAUCACAACACGUUUCUUUAGAAAAUUGCAUAGUUUGAAUUUCUUACGGUUUCCUGUUGCAGGUUUGAUGACAGGGAAGUGUUAUUGUUUUUAUUCCUCACAAAGACAGACAAUGUGGAGGUGCUCUUACUUGCUCUCAUCUCUUGUUAAUGCGUUAUAGAAUUUUUUGAGCAGAGAUAAAAAAGGAUGUUUAACCUCUAUUAAAUAAGGCCGACCAUUACUCUCUAUGAUGAAGUAUUUAGACACCAGUUAUUGCUGAAUUAUCUGCUGAUAAUAAAACAUUAUUUCAAACAAC
This is a messenger RNA of Oncorhynchus masou masou (cherry salmon), 3331 nucleotides long. RefSeq lists its product as uncharacterized. The transcript has 11 exons. Gene Ontology annotation, biological process: complement activation, classical pathway; antibacterial humoral response. NCBI's taxonomy places the organism in Eukaryota, Metazoa, Chordata, Actinopteri, Salmoniformes, Salmonidae. The record is from RefSeq and is a predicted model, not a curated record. Gene Ontology annotation, molecular function: immunoglobulin receptor binding; antigen binding. Gene Ontology annotation, cellular component: immunoglobulin complex, circulating; extracellular exosome; blood microparticle. Bases 1 to 2955 code for a protein of 984 amino acids.